Molecule: messenger RNA, 830 nt
Organism: Oncorhynchus kisutch (coho salmon)
Lineage: Eukaryota; Metazoa; Chordata; Actinopteri; Salmoniformes; Salmonidae
Product: glutamate receptor ionotropic, NMDA 2D-like
Exons: 2
Coding region: 9-635 (208 amino acids)
Source: RefSeq, a predicted model, not a curated record
CUAUUGCAAUGGUCGCCAUACCCACCCUCUCUCUCCUAUUGGCCCUGGCGGAGUGGGCAGGACCGGUCACGCCCUCCCCACACCUCUUGCUCCGCCCCCGGGAGCGGGAGAGAGACCCGGGGACAAUAAUGAACUUCAACAUCGCUGUGAUCCACGCGGGGGCCAGCGUGCAGGUAGAGGCGGCGGCCGGGCCCGGGGGAAGGGUGCUCUACCCUGGGUUUGGUCGGGCACACAGCUCCCUGGGGGAGAGCGUGAUCACCCAGUGGGGCUCUGCAAACGUCAUCUGGCUCCAGGUGAAUGACAGUAGUCCUAAGACUCUGCUGUCCCAGCUGUGUGACCUGCUGGCAGCGAGGCCCCUACAGGGCCUGGUCUACGAGGAGGAGAGGCCACCACCCACCGCCUGGGGACCCCUGGCCCCCAUGUUAGAGUUUGUCUCUGCCCAGACUGGACUACCCAUAGUGGCUGUAGGAGGAGGAGCAGGGCUGGGGAGGAUGCAACAGGUAUGGAGGUGGGGGGAGGGAGAGAGAGAGAGAGAGAGAAAGAGAGAAAGAGAGAGAGAGAGAGAAAGAGAGAAAGAGAGAGAGAGAGAGAGAGAGAGAGAGAGAGGGAGACCCAUCAUGACUGUAAGAUGGUGAGCAGGGGUGGGGAGGACGCUACAGGUAUGGAGGUGAGAAGAGAAUGUGUGUUUGUGUGUGCGUGCCUGCGUGAAAGUUUGAGGCUUAAUGUCAGUCAUUCACUGUUUCUGCCCAGUCAGAGCAUUGUAGGCAGCAAGAAGUGGGCGGUACAGGGUUAGAAAGAGAGAUGCAGGGUUAGAGAGAGAUAUCUAGGGU